Messenger RNA from Schistosoma turkestanicum, 1071 nucleotides. The record is from the annotation of a GenBank genome assembly. Lineage: Eukaryota; Metazoa; Platyhelminthes; Trematoda; Strigeidida; Schistosomatidae.
AUGUCGACUACACGUUGUUUAGUAACACAAUUAAAUGUCACCUUAAAUUCUGUCGUUUUGAAUAUAAUCUCUAUAUCAAAUACAUUCACAACCAAACCAACCAUAAAUAAAAAAUAUAAUUCAUCAAGAUCUGUUGUUUCAUCGUAUUCAAAUAAUAACUUAUUUGAUAAUGGUACAAAAUUUCAAGAUAAUUCUGAACCCAAUAAAAUCACUAAUAUAACAUCCCUCAAGACAAAUGCAUCAGAAUGGUUAUCUGAUUUAUCUGAUCACAUGGAAUCUAGUCAUAGAAUAAUGAAAGAUAAUAUGAAUUAUGAUUUAUUGUCAUGUACAACAAUGAAUUUUUCUAUGAAUAGUUUACAUAAAAACGAAACUAUACUUAAUUAUAACAACAACAACAACAACAAAAGUUCUAUCGACUGUACAGAAUUCAAUAAUCAAUUAAAUUACGAUGUGAUUAACAAUAGCAAUUCAUUAAGUGGACGAACAAAUUUCACAACUAGACAAUUAACUGAAUUAGAAAAAGAAUUUCAUUUUAAUCGUUAUCUCUCUAGAGCAAGACGUAUUGAAAUUGCUGCUGAUUUAAAUUUAACCGAAACUCAAGUGAAAAUUUGGUUUCAAAAUCGUCGAAUGAAACAAAAGAAACGUAUACGUGAUAAAAUUCUCAUUAAUACACAUCAUGAAAUGGAUGACAGUUCAACAUCAAUAACAACUAGUCCACCAUCAUGUGUAUCACAUGAUUUACAAAGUAAUCAUCAUUUGUGGAAUUCACUCAGUUCACAAUCAUUGAACAAUCAACUGUCUACAGACAAAAAGAAACAAUUAAGUCAUACUAAUGAGAAUAUCACUGGUUCUUUCGAUAAUCAAAAUACUGAUAACAAUCAGAGUCAUAAUAAUUAUUAUCAUCCUCAUCAUCCUCAUCAUAAACUCUUCAUGGAUUAUAAUUAUUUUCUGUGUCAUCAUCAUCCGUCUGCUAAUCCAGCUUCUCAUAUGAUCAAUACUAUGACUACUACUAAUACUACUAAUAGUAAUACCGAUACUACUAACAUCCGAAGUAAUCCAAUGAAUAUUUAA